GCUCACGGAGCAAACCGAGCGAGCAGGAGACACCGUGGAUCAUUGAGAAAACAGAGAGAAGGAACCGCAUCGUCUCGCUGGUGGACGCUUGGAACUUGGAGACCUGAAAAGCCGGCACUCGUCUCAACAUGAAGAUCCUGUCUUUCGUUUCAGUUCUGAUCUGCAUUGGGAGAAGUCCAUCGGAGGCCUUAUGGUGCAAAGACGCCGAAGGCAAUCAGGUCGAAUGGUCGCUCAUCUAUAAGUUGCCGCAUCGAUUGUCCCAACCUCCGUCGUCACCUUUGAGUUCGGUUCCCAAGAGAAGUAAGCAUGAUGGUUCGGACUACGGAUACAUCGAUUCUCGCAUGGUUGCGGAUGGCGCAAGGAACUUCUCGAGCGGCGCCAAAGGAAUUUUUUCCGACGAACAGAAUCCCCUCGCCAACUCACUCGAGCCCCUCUUCAAAUGGAGUAAGGCGAAAGCCAAUCGGGAGCUCGUAUACAUUGCUUACAACGAUCAACCACCGGUGGAAGGAGAGAAAGCUUCUUGGUCGAGUGGUCACACAAAGGGCGUGGUCCUAUUCGAUUCGGACUCGGGUUUAUGGCUCGUUCAUAGCGUUCCGAAGUUCCCUGAAAACACGUUCUCCGGAAAUUUCUCAUUCCCAAAAAAUGGCUACGUCAAUGGCCAAACGCUUCUUUGUAUGAGCUUCAAGAGCCGGCAACUCAACUCUAUUGCCGCCCAUCUACUGAAUCAAGAGGCGCACAUAUAUGAAAGUCACGCACCCGCAAACUUUUCGAAGCUCUAUCCCAACCUAUCGCUGCUGUUAUCGAAUCCCUCUGCCUACAACGUGACUCAAAAUGUCACGAAGAACGUCAUCCGAGGGGUUCGCGGAAUGCCUUUCCUCGCUUUUGCCAAAAGCGGCUCUUUGGACGACGACGUCUAUUCUAGAGCCAUAGCCCCCGCCCUCGGGUCAGACCUGUACGUUUCCAGUUGGCAGAACGGUGAAGGGGGGAAACUCGACUCGGAAUGCUCGAUGAAAUUCAAAGUGCUCGACGUCGAGAGCGUCUCAUUCACUUUCGGCGAGUCCGAAACAGCUUGGUCAACGAAGAACGAUCACUCUAAAUGGGCUGUUACGCGCUCCAAGUCGACUUGGCUGUGUAUCGGAUCAAUCAAUCGCAUGCGCUCACAGUUCAAACGAGGGGGAGAGACUGUUUGCCUGUCGGAGAGAACUCUCGGAAAGCUCUUCCAGAAUGCGGUCACGAACCACACUACCUGCGACAGCGAUAAGGCUGUAUCGUCCCGAGAACCGUAAUUUCGUUUACUCUGUCUCAUGUGCGGGAUACCAGAUUCAAGACCAGAUGGGCACACUCAUCGUGGAUACGGCCCGUGUCAAAUACAAUACUAUCCCGACCUCUCAACCCUUGAGCUGAUUCGGAGACAAAGAUCCUUACCGAGAUGAGGUAUCGUGUAUAAGCAUACUGAGAGGACAAAGGAGACCUAUGGCGCAUGUCCAGGGAAAAACAAGCCGGUGUCACCGCUAUUGACUCAGAAUACGGUCGUCCUCUGUUGCGCCAACGCUCCCGCGGGAGGGCCACCCUCCGGGAUGCAGAUGUGUUGGGUCGGAACUGUCAGAAGUCAGAAUGCCUCACACUCGAGAGAUUUGUCUGCCCCUGAUACAUUUGUCGAAGGAGUCAUCGCAGGAUAUCAAUUAGAGUUCUCGAUAUAACCUGUGAAUAAAUUCUGUCUCGGUAUUAAUGUCG
This is a messenger RNA of Galendromus occidentalis (western predatory mite), 1734 nucleotides long. Its product is annotated as deoxyribonuclease-2-alpha. Bases 129 to 1286 code for a protein of 385 amino acids. Lineage: Eukaryota; Metazoa; Arthropoda; Arachnida; Mesostigmata; Phytoseiidae. Gene Ontology annotation, molecular function: deoxyribonuclease II activity. Gene Ontology annotation, biological process: apoptotic DNA fragmentation. The transcript is spliced from 7 exons. The record is from RefSeq and is a predicted model, not a curated record.